AUGACCUACACUCCAUUUCCUGUGCCAAAUGUUUCCAGCAGCCCCAACAUGACGCAGAGCAACUGGACCUGCUCUGAUUCCAAUGUAACGUACAAAUCCACCCUGUACGCAGCCACGUACACCAUGAUCUUCAUCCCCGGCCUCCUGGCCAACAGCGCUGCCCUGUGGGUCCUGUGCCGCUUCAUCAGCAAGAAGAGCAAAGCCGUCAUCUUCAUGAUCAACCUGGCCGUGGCCGACUUGGCCCAUGUCCUCUCACUGCCGCUGCGAAUAUACUAUUAUAUCAACCGCAUGUGGCCUUUUGGGAAAUUCCUUUGCUUACUGUGCUUCUACCUGAAGUACCUCAACAUGUACGCCAGCAUUUGUUUCCUCACCUGCAUCAGCAUCCAGCGGUACUUUUUCCUGUACCAGCCGUUCAGAGCCAAGGACUGGAAGAGGCGGUAUGAUGUAGCCAUCAGCGCAGCCGUCUGGCUCUUCGUCGGGGCGGCGUGCUCCCCGUUCCCCAUCAUGCGGAGCUAUGUAAACAACUCCGAAACCUGCUUUGCGGACCUUGAAGUUCGACAGAUUCAAAGCAAUGUGGCCACUGUGGCGAUGACAGUCACAGCGGAGCUCUUUGGGUUCAUUGGCCCCCUCAUCAUUAUUUUGUUCUGUACUUGGAAAACAAAGGACUCUCUUCGGGACUUCCAGAUACCACUGCAAAACAACACCGAGAGGCGGAAAGCUUUAAGGAUGGUUUCCAUGUGUGCCAUUGUGUUCUUUGUGUGUUUUGCACCGUAUCACAUCAACUUCUUUUUCUACAUGAUGGUGAAAGAAAAUGUUAUUACAGAUUGCCUCCUGCGUAGCAUCACACUCCACACCCAACCCUUUUGCUUAGCUCUUGCAAGUCUGGACUGCUGUUUGGAUCCAAUCCUGUAUUUUUUUAUGACUUCAGAGUUUCAGGACCAGAUAUCAAGACAUAGCAGCAUGGUCAUCAGGAGUCGGCUCAUGAGCAAAGAGAGUGCCUCAUCAAUUAAGGAAUGA
Messenger RNA from Cygnus atratus (black swan), 1017 nucleotides. It is a transcript of the gene P2RY10, whose product is annotated as P2Y receptor family member 10. Gene Ontology annotation, biological process: phospholipase C-activating G protein-coupled receptor signaling pathway; positive regulation of Rho protein signal transduction. Gene Ontology annotation, cellular component: membrane. The coding region runs from base 1 to 1017 and encodes 338 amino acids. The record is from RefSeq and is a predicted model, not a curated record. NCBI's taxonomy places the organism in Eukaryota, Metazoa, Chordata, Aves, Anseriformes, Anatidae. The transcript has a single exon. Gene Ontology annotation, molecular function: G protein-coupled receptor activity.